This is a messenger RNA of Calliphora vicina (urban bluebottle blowfly), 676 nucleotides long. RefSeq names its product cytochrome c oxidase subunit 6B2 (gene COX6B). NCBI's taxonomy places the organism in Eukaryota, Metazoa, Arthropoda, Insecta, Diptera, Calliphoridae. The coding region runs from base 169 to 399 and encodes 76 amino acids. The transcript has 2 exons. Gene Ontology annotation, cellular component: respiratory chain complex IV; mitochondrion. The record is from RefSeq and is a predicted model, not a curated record.
AAGUCGUUUUUACACAAAGCAAAAACUAACUAGUAAACGCCAUAUUGAUUUUUAGACGAAAAUUCUCAACCAGCCACAUUAGAUCGUGACAAAACCAGUCGCUGCUCUAAAAUAAGAAAUUUCUGAAUUUUUCUUUCAAGGAAAACAUUACAAAAAGGCGAUAAAAACAUGACUGUCAAAUUGGAAACUGCUCCCUUCGAUCCACGUUUCCCCAACCAAAACGUGACUCGUUACUGCUACCAAUCCUACGUGGAUUUCCAUCGCUGCCAGAAGAAGCGUGGUGAGAGCUAUGAACCCUGCCAAUACUUCAAGAGGACCUUCCAAUCUAUGUGCCCCAACGCCUGGGUUGAAAAGUGGAACGAUCAACGCGAAAGUGGCACUUUCCCCGGCAGAAUCUAAAUUCAUUAAUAAUUUUUAAAUUUAUUUAAUAAAUUAUAAUUUAAAUUGUGUUGCUAACCAACAUCUUUUCAACAAAAUUUAAAGUAAUAAUAAUAAUGAAUUGAAAAUUUUACCAAAAAUAAACAUAAAUGUAUUUAAAUUAGUGUUUUAAAUAAAAAAAGGAUAUAAACCGAUAAAAGAUUGUUGUUGUUACAACUAAUAAUUGCCUGCCUCUUAUAAAAUGGCUAUAAAAUAUCCUAGUGAUCAAUAAUAAACAAAUGAUGAUUUAAAAAAUCUA